Messenger RNA from Hemibagrus wyckioides, 2845 nucleotides. RefSeq names its product nucleophosmin 1b (gene npm1b). Lineage: Eukaryota; Metazoa; Chordata; Actinopteri; Siluriformes; Bagridae. The record is from RefSeq and is a predicted model, not a curated record. Gene Ontology annotation, cellular component: cytoplasm; centrosome; nucleoplasm. Gene Ontology annotation, molecular function: RNA binding; histone binding; chromatin binding. The coding region runs from base 36 to 923 and encodes 295 amino acids. Gene Ontology annotation, biological process: ribosomal large subunit biogenesis; ribosomal small subunit biogenesis; ribosomal large subunit export from nucleus. The transcript is spliced from 11 exons.
CAAGGCGUUACUUUCAAGUCGUUUGUGGCGCAAAGAUGGCAGAGAAAGACCUGAGCAGACCCCAAAUGUUUUUAUUUGGGUGUGUGCUGAAGGCUGAUAAAAAAGAGCACAAAGUCGAAGUGGACGAUGAUGAAGUUGACCACCAGCUGUCCCUGAAAGCGGUGUGCCUGGGAGCAGAAGCAGAGGAUAAGUUACAUACAGUGGAAAUAGAGGGAGUGACAUACGAUGGCAAGACGACCAAAAUCCCUCUUGCUGUACUGAAACCUUCUAUUCUGCCUUCUUUAAGUUUAGGGGGAUUUGAAAUCACUCCCCCAUUCACGUUCCGUUUGCAGUCUGGAGCCGGCCCGGUUUACAUCAGUGGGCAACAUUUUGUCAGUAUGAAGGACUCUGAUGAUGAGGAAGAAGAGGAGGAGAAUAACACAUCACCAGUAAAGAGGCCUUCCAAUAUGGCCACUGGAAAAGUGCCACUGAAGAAGCUCAAAAUGGAUUCAGACAAUGAUGAUGAAGAAGAUGAGGAUGAUGAUAGCGAAGAUGAAGAGGAUGAUGAUAGCGAUGAACAUGAUGAAGAUGAAAAGCCAGUUGCUUCAAAUGCCAUGAAACCCUCACUGAAAGCCCCAGAGAAAAAGAAGAGCGCAGACAAACAGAACGGCUCGCCAGGAAAAAAAGAUGACAAACCAGGGAAGCCUCAGAGCCAGGUUACAAUAAAGGGUAAAGACAAGACUGGAGCAGGACCUUCUGGGAAGACUCCCAGCAAGCUCAGCAUAAGUGAGGUCAAGAACAGAUUAGCAACUGCUGCUAAAGAGGGCAAGCCAUUUCCAAAAACGGAACAGAAAUUCGAGAACUACGCCAAGAACGCUUUCAAGAUCUCUGAUAAACAAGUGAUCAAAGACCUUUGGAACUUUGUACAAACACUGAAAAAGUAAUGGCAGCUUUUGCGACUCGUCCCCCCCCUUGCGUCCCCCCCAUGUACCAGAGGACUAUCCAGUGAUGGCCUUCAGCUGUGAAUUCUGGCUUCUCCCACUCUAAUGGAAACCGUCCACUUUCCUCUGUGUGUAAUGAGACUUUCAAAAUAGAAAGACACUGAGUAGUUAAAGAGAGCUCAUUACCUUGUGUUAUUCUAACAAACCCUUCCAAUGUGUUGUGGAUGUGUCGGACAUAGGAUUUCUAUCAAUGGUGGUAAAUAUUGUAUGACAGCUAUGAAGUAGCUAGGGUAAUUUGUGUUGAAAUACAUCUGUGGGGUUAAUUGCAGUAUAAACACCAAUUUAGGAAUUGGAAGAAUAUUUCUGAAGGAGUCUCCCGCUGUAUCUGAGCAGGUUAGCCUUUUGCUACAGGCAGCUUUUCUUGGAAUAGUUUGAAAAUGACCAUCAUUUGCUGUAAAUAGUGCUAUUCAUUUUAAUGUAAAAACAUGGCAACUGAAAUAUAGCUGAAGAUUGCGUCUGCUUCUCAGUAUUCCGUCUGGCCCAAAAUGUUCCGUCUGACUGAGGAUUCCAUCUGGCUCACAGUAAGCCUUGUAGCUCCGAAAAUCCCGUCUGGCUGCGCUUCUAUAGCUCUCUGUAAGGUGGAAAUCUUGGUGAGCCAAGGUAUCUUUGCCUAGGUACUGUAAUCAGAUAAAGUGAUCUUUUAAGGGUUUUUAGCAGUCUGUUGCCAGAAAAUGACAGCAAAAAAAUAUUCAUUGGCUUAAACUGUGAAACGAUUUCACAGAUGCAUUCCAGUUCGUUUAGUGCUUUGAAUUCCAGAGGCAAUGCUAAUGUGCAUUAUCUUUUCAGCAUUUUUUCUAGUAUUUCAUUUUAUUAAUGCACUCUUGAAUUUGUCUUUUGUUGUACUUCUACUGUAAUAUUUUAAAUAGGAUUACUUAAUCCUUUACAUCUUCUAAUUGUAUUUGUUUAAUGUUGUACUUACUCACUGAUGUUUCAGAGGGGGUUUUAACCCAGAAUGUUUCAAGUGUUUUAACGGUUAACAAAAGAAUAAUCUGAUUGUUGCCUAGGUCUCAGAUACACUAUAUAGCCAAAAGUUUAUGGACAUCUUACCAGCACACACAAAAGUUUGUCUUCCCCAAACUUUGGCCACAGAAUUAUAUAGGAUGUCUCUACAUACUGUUGAAUUAAAAUUUCUUUUCAGUGGAACUAAGAGGCCCAAACAUGUUCCAGUAUUACAAUGCCCCUGGGCACAAAGCAAGCUCCGUGAAGACAUGUUCUGCCAAGGUUGGUGUGGAAGAACUUGAGUGUCCUGCACAGAUCCCUGACCUCAACACCUCUGGAAUGAAUUGCAACCGACUGCACCCCAGACCUCCUCACCAAACAUCAGCACCUGAACUCACUAAUACUGUUGUUGCUGAAUUGAAAGUCACACUCCACAAUCCACUGGUAAGCAUUUUGAGACGUGUAGAGGUUAUUAUAGCAGUAGAACUGGGACUAAAGCUGGAGUAGGAUGUUCAAAAUUCAAAUACUUUUGAAAACAAAUACUUUUGGUUAUAUAGUGUAAUUUAGACCUUGAACUAUGGUAUUUCUAAUGCAUUUAUGUAGUUGCUUUAAAGACUAACCUAACAAUGCCACAUAUUUUGUGAAAGAUAUGCAUAAGCACACAGAUUCCAUAUAGUUUUACAGUUGGAAUCCAAGUUCCCAUUGGCCAGUAAAUUGGCACAAUCUCUGAUCUGUCCAAGUAAAUUACAGUGCUAUAAAACUAGUCAGUCCAAUCAUCUACAUUAGUCAUUAGCCCUGUUUUCCAUGUGAGGUACAUUUUACUUGAGAGUUUAAAAAAAAUCUUCAUUUUACAGUUUGACUUAUCCAUGCUUUUUGUAUUUACAUAUUUCAUUGGCAAAAAGGAAUAAAGUAAACUGCCCCAGACA